This is a messenger RNA of Fusarium sp. VM40, 1770 nucleotides long. The record is from the annotation of a GenBank genome assembly. Lineage: Eukaryota; Fungi; Ascomycota; Sordariomycetes; Hypocreales; Nectriaceae.
AUGACCCUGUCUAGUCUUCACACGACUGCAAAGUUCGGAUCAGACAGGCCAAUCGACUCUCCUAGACCCUUGAAGGUCAUCUACAUUGGUGCAGGGAUUUCAGGCAUCGUAGCCUCUAUCCUCUUCCGCAAGGCCAUUCCCUCACUAGACCUCGUCAUUUAUGAGAAGAACCCUGAGAUUGGAGGCACCUGGUUCGAGAACAAGUAUCCCGGCUGCGCUUGCGAUAUUCCCUCUCAUGCUUACCAACUGAGCUUCGAGUCGUCAACGGACUGGAGCCACUUCUAUGCUAGUGGUUCGGAGAUUCUUGAUUAUUGGAAGAAGGUGGCAGAAAAAUACAAGGUCCGAGAUCAUGUCCGUCUGAACCACCGGUGCCUUCAGGCUAGCUGGGAUGAGCUUCGUGCUAAGUGGACUGUUCAACUUGAGGAUACCAGGGCUGACCUACCGAUCGUUGUUGAGGAUGAAUGCGAUGUCUUUAUCACUGGCACAGGACUGCUAAAUGAGUGGAAGUGGCCUUCAAUUCCAGGUCUACAUGAUUUUCAAGGCACUAUUCUCCAUACGGCCAACUGGCAGGACAGUUUUGUUACUGAGGGCAAGAGAGUUGCUGUCAUUGGAGCCGGAAGUAGUGGCAUCCAAGUUGUCCCUGCCCUGGUUAACCAGGUCAAAUCAAUAGACCACUAUGUGCGCGGCAAGACGUGGAUCGCCACCCAGGGAAGCGAAGACUUACUAAAGGAAGAGCUUGAGAAGCAGCACGUCAGCCAGGGGUCCAACAAUUUAACAUAUGAUGAAGAACAGAAGAAGGCAUGGAAGAAUGACCCUCAAGCCUACAUAGCAUAUAGGAAGCAGCUCGAGUUCCGCCUUCAGGGCAGCCACCAGAUCUCAUACCGAGGCAGCCCUCGCCACAACCAGGCUCGGAGCAGCUAUGAGGCCUACAUGAGAGAGAGGCUCAAGACGAAGCCUGAGGUCCUCGACGCUCUACUACCCGACUUUCCUCCUCUGUGCAAGAGACUGACCCCCGGGCCGGGCUAUCUGGAGGCCCUCUCGCAACCCCAGGUGUCGACAAUCACAUCUCCCAUCUUCCACAUCGAUCGCACCAGCAUUGUUACCAAGGACGGAAACAGACGGCCCGUCGACGCCAUCGUCUGUGCCACUGGAUUCCAUACCGUGCCGGGAUCUGGAUUCCCAAUCUAUGGUCGAGACGAUGUCAACCUACGGGACAUAAUCAGAAACAACCCCAAGUCAUACCUCGGUCUUGCUACAGAUGGGUUCCCUAACUUCUUCCAAUCCCUAGGGCCUAACACAUUCCCUAGGACAGGCAACUUGCUUAUCAUGAUUGAGCAAGCUCACAGGUACAUGGCUAAGAUCCUGUACCGUUUCGCUUACGGCGCGGUGCGGACCAUUGAGCCCAAGCGUAAACAGGUCGAUAACUUCACCAAUUUCUGCGACCAGUACUUCAAGAAGACAGUCUACACCGAAGAGUGCAUCAGCUGGUACAAGGCGCCUCCUCGGAAUCCCGGUGAGGCGGAGCGAAUCACUGCGCUAUGGCCUGGCAGCAGUCUUCAUGCCGUUCACGCCCUUUCUGAAGUCCGAUGGGAUGAUUACGAUAUCACGUACGAGGAUGACAACGACUUUAAGUGGUUUGGCGAUGGUUCGACUAUGGGUGAGGCAGAUCCCCGCAUAGCCUCGAAUCUCGAGGAUCUCACUUGGUACAUCAACAAGACUGACUUCCUCCACAAUCCCCUGCCUGUUAUCGAAGAGGUUCAGAAAUUGUAA